Messenger RNA from Cottoperca gobio, 4355 nucleotides. It is a transcript of the gene cntn1b, whose product is annotated as contactin 1b. The transcript has 24 exons. Gene Ontology annotation, biological process: brain development; axon guidance; cell-cell adhesion. The coding region runs from base 165 to 3293 and encodes 1042 amino acids. The record is from RefSeq and is a predicted model, not a curated record. NCBI's taxonomy places the organism in Eukaryota, Metazoa, Chordata, Actinopteri, Perciformes, Bovichtidae. Gene Ontology annotation, cellular component: plasma membrane; axon. Gene Ontology annotation, molecular function: cell-cell adhesion mediator activity.
GGACUGAGUGAGGAUUAACUGGGAUGUGUUCGGCGCUGUAGAGCUGAAAUGGACCGGCACAAGAGUACCGCAAUGCAGAGCAGAGAAUUACCGGUGCCGCUCACUCGUCAUUGGGAUGAACUGAUCCCUCUCCAGUUGCAAUAAGUCUAAGUUUGUUGACUGUCAUGGCUUCCGGCACUUUACUGCUCCUGGUUCUCUCCUCCUUAGUCUCCCUCACAGUGGCGGUCCUAUUUAACGAGCCUAGAAUUUAUGGAGAUGAUGCCACUGGAUACGGGCCCAUCUUCGAGGAGGAGCCGGUGGAUGUGGUCUACAAUGAGGACUCACCUGACGGGAGGAUCUCCAUGAACUGCAGGGCACGAGCCAACCCACCUGCUACAUACAGGUGGCGCCGUGAUAACUGGGAAAUCAAGCUGAUGGAGCAGCCAGACGAGUACUACAGCCUUGUGGGGGGGAACCUGGUUAUCACCAACCCCAAGCAGAAGAAACACUCUGGGACGUACAUCUGCGUGGCCAGGAACAUCUACGGCACUGUCAUCAGCAAGGAGGCCAGGGUCAAGUUUGGAUUUGUGGAGGAGUUUCCCCAGGAGGAAAGAGAUCCGGUGUAUGUCAAAGAAGGACAGGGGGCUGUUCUGCUAUGUGUCCCUCCAAAAGUCUGGCCACAGGAGGUGACCUACCGCUGGAUCUACAACGAGUUCCCAGUGUUCCUGUACACAGACCGCCGUCGCUUCGUCUCCCAGAAGACGGGAAACCUGUACAUUUCCAAAGUGGAAGCUCAGGAUGCAGGAAACUACUCCUGCUUCGUUUCCAGCCCCGUCACCGGGAAGAGCGUCUUCUCCAAGUUCAUCCCCCUCAUCCCCUUACCCCCUGAGGAUGGUGAGGAGAAAAAAUACCCAGCAGACAUCAGGGUGAAGUUUCCAGACACUACUGCCAUGCUGGCCUCCAAUAUUACAUUGGAGUGCUUUGCUCUGGGAAACCCCAUCCCUCAUAUCGUUUGGAGGAAGGUGGACGCCACGGAUCUCCCACCGACUCAUGAGAUCAGUGAAUCAGGAGCAGUGCUUCAUCUGUACAAUGUACAGUACGAAGAUGUGGGAGGAUACGAGUGCGAAGCUAUCAACACUAAAGGAAAGGACUGGCACAAGGCCUGGCUGUAUGUGGAGUCUGCUCCGGAGUGGGCGGAAACCAUCAACAACACUCAGAUCGACAUCGGCUCAGAGCACACCAUGCGCUGUGUGGCAUCAGGGAAGCCCUUCCCUUUCAUCCGCUGGUACAAAGAUGGAUACAUGUAUGGGAAGGGGGAGUUGAAGUUUUCCAGUCUCACUUUUGAUGACUCGGGAAUGUACCAGUGUCUCGCAGAGAACUACUGGGGCAUUAAAUACGCCAACGCCGAGCUGCGAGUCAUCUCGUGUGCUCCUACAUUCGAGUUUAACCCUGUGAGGAAACAGCUUCUUGGAGCUAAAGAUGGCCGCGUGGUAAUCGAGUGUAAGCCCCGAGCUGCUCCUAGAGCGCGGUUCACCUGGACAAAGGGCAAAGAGCUCCUCUACAACAAUUCACGGAUUUCCAUCAUGUUUGAUGGGAGUCUGGAGAUCCUCAAUGCCACCAACAAUGAUGCGGGGGUCUACACCUGCUUUGCAGAGAAUGACAGAGGAAAAGGCAACAGCUCUGGCUAUCUCACCAUCACAGAGGCUACCGGCAUCACAGAACCACCUGAAGACACUGAGGUAAAGGUUGGUGAUGAGGCUAUUCUGAGGUGUGCCGCUUCAUAUGACCCCAUGCUGGACAUCACAUUCAUCUGGACCAUAGACUUCAGGGUCAUCGAUUUUGACUCUGAGUGGCAACACUACGAACGCGUUAUGAGUGACGAUGGCAGCGGUGAUCUGAGGAUAAAGAAUGUCCAGAUUUGGCACGAAGGUCGCUACGCCUGCACGACUCAGACAGUGGUGGACAGCGAUAAUGCGUAUGCUGACCUCAAGGUUGUAGGUGUUCCUGGGCCUCCCGGGGUAAUCCGGGUGGAAGAGAUCGGGGACACGUGGGUGAAGUUGUUAUGGACUAAAGGAGCAGAGCAUAACAGCCCCAUUUUUUCCUACACCAUUCAGACCAGACACUUCUGGUCCCUGAAUGAAGACGACUGGAAGGACGCCACAACCACUCCAACGAUUCUUGACGGCAAUGUGGAGAGGGCAGAAGUGACAGACCUGUACCCAUGGAUGGAGUAUCAGUUCAGGAUUAUCGCCACCAACGAGCACGGCUCUGGAGAGGCCAGCAUCCCCUCCCUCAAGAUCAAAACCUGGGAUUCUAUGCCAGUGAUUUCUCCCACUGAUGUGGCGGGUUAUGGAGGUAGAAAUGGUGAGAUCGUCAUCACAUGGACUCCCGUGGAGCCUUGGUAUUUCUAUGGCAAAAAGUUUGGCUACAUUGUGGCAUUCAAGCCUCAUGACGCUUACGACUGGUGGUACGAGACAAUUUCAGAUCCUGACACGAGGCGUUACGUUCACAGUGACUCUUACUUCAUUCCCACUGAAGAAGAUUUUCAGGUCAGAGAGUUUCAGGUCAAGAUCAAGUCGUUUAAUGUGAAAGGAGAUGGACCAUACAGCCUCACCAAGGUCAUCUACUACCCAAGAGAUGUACCUAUAGAGUCUCCGACAGACAUCUAUGCCAGGCCGGUAUCCUCCACUGAAGCUCUGGUCUGGUGGUUGCCAGUAGUGGACACUGGUACAGGCCUGCAGCAGUACAUUGAGGGAUACCAGGUGAAAUACUGGAGAAAGUACGAUGAUCCGGAGCCGGGAGCAAACCGUAUAUUCGUUUCAGCCACAGUCAACCAGACCAGGUUGGAGAACAUGCUGCCAGACUCUCACUACCUCAUUGAGGUCCGAGCCUUCAAUGGAGCUGGCCUCGGACCCCCUGGUGAACACUGUGAGAUGUUCACAAAGAGACCACCACCACCAGACCCUCCCAGGAUGUGGCGCUAUGUUACAUGGACAGGACAGUGGUUGUAUGUGUGGUGGGAUCAUAUCCAGUAUGACUGGUUUGGCAAUAUUUCCUUCCCACUGUACUACAAGGUCAUGUUCAGAAAGACAGGCUACAUAUAUGGGAAAGUCUACAUCACUGGCUGGCACUUCAUGGACUUCCCUAUGCCUCAGUUUGGAGACUUUGAGUUGAUGGUACGCGGCCGUUAUGAAGGAGGGGAUGGCCCAGUCAGGAAGAUAAGUAUUCAAGGAAAAGCAUCAAUGAUAGCGCCCACUCUGAGUCUUGCGUCUUUGGUGCUGCUGGCGCUGGGCAUUGUUGGAUUGCAAAUGUAAGCUCUGCCACAAGUGACAUGUAUAUAAUAGACUCUGGGAAGUAAAUGUGUGAAUAGAAGAGAACCAGUUUUCAAAUCCAAACACGCUUCACACUGAUAGUCAUUGGUUAAAAUCCUACAUCAUGAAUCUGUUCUGUUGCAACACGACACAGGAAGUUGUUUUUCACAAAAGGUUAUUGGGUGUUGACCCCGAACCAUUUACAUGGACUUACUUCAUCUUCUAAAUGAACAACACAGCAGGGCUGCUGAACCGAGUAGGACUCCUGCAUCGACCGUAUCUGUAUUUCGAAAGAGAAAAUCUAUAAUGUGCUCUGUCAAAUCCAGAUGUUCACCCCAAAGUCAAAACCAAAAUGAAUGAAGACAAAUGAUAAUUGUUGGAUUAUGCGAUUAAGAUAUCCACACACUUGUGUUCAGAUAAAACCAUCCAGAAAAGUAAUUAAGUAAAUAAAGUUUUUUGCCAAAUGGAACAGUUGUAUCACUACUAAAAUAUGUCCUCUUCUAUUGUUCCUUCCUUCCCAAUGAAUUUAAUAGUACGGUAGAAUUAAACCCAUAAAAUGGAGAAAUGCUAUUUAUAACAAGCACGAGCAAUCUCUCAGAUGGUCAAGCAAUGAAUAUUAUGUAAAGAAGUGUAUGAUAAUCACUGUAUUUGGUGUAUACAUUUUAUGUUACAUCCAUUUUUUUUCUUGGUGCACUCACUAUGUCCCAUAUUUUAAACUCGCUUAUUCUUCAAAAUCGUGUUUUCACUUUUGUUAAACUUUUUUUGAUACAUUUUUUCUACACGUUCCAUGAUGCUGUGUGACAGCUACAGAGGAUGCUUGCUUUGUGUUCAUUUACAUGUAUUGCAUAGUCAAUUUUAGUAUGAGUUCUAGCUGCAACAAUGAAAGCCAUAUCAAUUUGAUGACAACUUCCCUUUGAGACCAAUGACGAGUUGUGAAAGUUAAAAUGUAAUAUCUGAAUGAACCAUGAGGCCGGGGUUGGAGAGAAAUUGCUGUAUAUCACAUAUAUGUAUGCUAAUUUCCUUUGUGUCAGGCUGCAAAACCAUUAAACAGAGUACAACAAUCUA